Messenger RNA from Centruroides sculpturatus (bark scorpion), 11982 nucleotides. Its product is annotated as zinc finger protein 271-like. Lineage: Eukaryota; Metazoa; Arthropoda; Arachnida; Scorpiones; Buthidae. The transcript is spliced from 4 exons. The coding region runs from base 10671 to 11606 and encodes 311 amino acids. The record is from RefSeq and is a predicted model, not a curated record.
AGGUGGCGCUGUGUAUGUAAUCUUCCCGACUUGUUUGUAGGGUGGUCCGAAGCAUGUUGGUACCUUUGUUCGUUAAUGACUUCUUUGUAAGUAAAACAAUUUAUGGUAUUCGCUAUUUUUUACUGGAACGGAAAGGCUUAAAUACUUCAAUCACCUAAUUUAAGUCAUUUGCUACAUUAAACUGUUUGAUGACACACAAUACCUAAAUUAUAGACGUGAUCGUGUGUUCAAAUUCAGCCUAUCGGAAUGCUAAGUGUAAAACACAAGAAGUGUGGGUAAGAUUGCAGAUGCGAAUAACACUGUUGGGACCUCACCGGAACUGUAGAGCAUGCCCAUAAGUGCAAAAAAGUCAAAGGGACCAUACCUCUAAAUAUGAUCCUUCGCGAGAUACACCCCCUCAAAAUUAGCCUAAAGCCUACUUCCAGGUGCUAAAGGGAAUCACGCCGAGCUUAUCUCGUGUUUAGCAGUCAAUACAGCACUAUGAUAAGACAUCCUAACAAUAUUUAUAGGCAAAUAACAAAGUAAAGACUGAUAGUGAGAUAUUCGCCUCCGAACGUGGUGGAAUCUUAUGGCGGCACUUCCGGUCGCCAUCUUGCUUGCGGACGUCACUCUUGCAAAUAAGUAAGGCUUCGUUCUGCCGACGACAACGAGAAAAAUCGAUGAUUUUAUCGUUCCUCUUUCUCUGUAAAACGUUCACACAGUCGUUAUUGUUGGUCUUUCGUCUUUCCAAACGGGACAUUCCAGUUUUCAACGCUGAUCUCAACGUUCGUUAAAAAUCGUUCCUGUUUUCAAUGUUGAAGUGGCGCUGUUGUCAGCGUUGUCUCAACACACUUGGCACUCAACAUACAUGUCGAUUGCUACGUUCCAAUGAAUUGUGGGUAAUUGGUGCGACAUUUGAAUGGAAUCCACCUUGCUGAGAAUGGAAUUAUGGGAACUAAGCACUUAGUACUAAGGCGCUAGAUAACCCAGGUAUGCUCAUCCGUCAUGUUGGUCCUUAGAAAGCAGACGACUCUCGUAGAAGUUCAAUAGAAGAGACACGAAAAUAAUCAUAAAUUCAACUGUAUCUUAAGAUUUUGCAAGGUCGAAAUGAUAAACUUUGCCAAAAUUUAGUUCAACUAGUUAUAAAAUACAGCUAAAUUUAAAAAUCUUGGAAUAUGACGUCAAAAGGACCAAUAUGGCUGCACACGUGACGGAAGCGUAUGAGCAUACCUGGGUAAUCUAGCGCCUUACUUAGUACUAGAGUGGGAACGUCGUUGGUGACGUCAAAUUGUUGACUUCGACACUCAAUAAUCGCAUUGAAAAUCGGAAUGUCCCGAAAGCUAGCCAAGAUUCAAAAUUUGUCAUCCUCGUUAUGAAUUGACCAAUCAACGCAAACUUCCCACAAUUCUUUGAACAAGAUGGAGGAACCAAAGAAAAAGGUUCUACGAAGCUUAAUAAAUACUCAAGUAUUUGGAGACAUAAAAAAAUUUAUCACUUUUUCUCUCAGUACGAAUGGCUAUGAUUAUCGUUGACGUUUGGAUAUUUUCCUUUAACAAAAGUAAUAAAUACCUCUGUUGGAGUUGAAGAAUUUACGUAUCUAAUUUUAAAACAGACGAGUCCAGUCUAGAAGCAUACAAAGCCACAGAAUGACAUUAAGCCUAAUGUACGUUGUGCAUGGUUUAUGACGAAAACUAAUGAACAAUGUGAAAGCUAUGAAAAUGACAAAAGACAAUUUGUCUUCUGCAAUACAUUUCUAGUCUAGUCUUGUCUUCAAUUAUAAUAGCACUAUAACGGCUUUUUCUUUUUUGCUAGCAAAUAAGUCUAGCAAAAAAGGAAAAGCCGUUUUUCGUUAUAGUUUGGGAUCUGUGGUUGUUGUUGUCGGUAGUGUGAAUGCAGCUUUAUGUUAUAGGUACUGUGAUCAAUGCCUGUAAAAAGUAAUAAAUGCAUUAACUUCUACUGGCCAAUAACAGUUUUUAUCUUGAACCAGUAUUACUACCAAUUCUCCAUUCUCCAUGUCAUCAAGGUGAGUGAUAGCAAGCCUUGACUGAUGCUCUAUGUGUAGGUGUGUACUUCAGUGUGAGUGAUAGUGAGCACCUUGGUGCCAGGAUGGAGCGAGCCCUCACAUUUUCUAAAAUUAUAAGAUUAAAUACUCCACAGACAGUCAACUGGACUACUCAAAGCUGGCAUAGUCAUGUGGGCUAAAUAGUUAAAUGUGAGUCUUAAUGGGGUGCGUGGCACAGCUUGUGAUUACAUGCAGUUGAUUUCAGGGGACUAUAUCUUGCAAUUGGUCACAUGUAGAGGUUUCUUUGACUUUUUUGCUCCUAUGGACAUGCUAUACAGCUCUGUUAAGGUCUCAACAUCAUUGUUCCUGUCUGCAAUUGUACCAAGGUGUGUCUAUGUAACAUGAAGCAUAUUUUUUAACUUAAUAUAUGAAACUAUGCUUCUCAGAAAUGUUAUGAAAUAGAUAUUGAUACCAAUAAUAAACGAGCAACAGAUAAAUCAAAUGGAGAAUAACAAACUUCACUUGUUACUAUGUAAACUGAAGGAGGAUUAUAUUACUGUGCUGGAGAAAAACAAAACAUUGCAGUAAAUAAUGGACCUUUCUCUUGUAGUUAUAUUACAUCAGAUAAUAGGCUGAAGAUAUAUACAGAAAGCUGAAAACAAUAAAAGUGUUCCAUCAAAUUUUUCUCCUCCCACCAAACCCAGAAAAUGAAUCUAAUUCAAACUAAAUAAUGAGGACAUUCAGAAGAAAUUCACAAUGAAACCAGAUUUACAGACUAAAGAAUGCUUUAUGCAGUAAAGAUACAUCUGACAACUUGAAAGCUGUAUGUUUCUGAAUAACAAAAAGAAUGAGUUAGAUCAAUGAAUGAUGCCAGUUUGUGAAGUAUCAGAAAUAAUUUCCAAAUCUGGAAAUAAUUAACUCUAUAAAACAUUUCAUUCCAGAAAACGUCAACCUCUCUUGAUAAAUAAUGUCAGUAAAAAAUUCUCAGUUUGAGUGUUUAACAUUUUUGGUCCAAAAUAAAGGAAUAAAAUAACUGUUAAGUGGAUAAAUCUGAAUUCAUUUCCACUUAUUGAUAAGCAGAAAAAGUUUGAAAAUAGUUGGAUUUCUUAUGUCAGUCCGGAUAUCAGAUGUAUGAUAAACAAACAAAAACAUUACAUGGGCUUAAAAUCCAGUGUUGGAUUUCCUAUCAGUAAUCCAAUGCUAUAAAUGUAGAAAAUUUUGUCGUUUUACCAAAAAUGUACCCCAACAAAACCUGGCUGCAUUCACUGUGCAGAUAAAACAUAUUACUAUAAACAUUGCAUAAGGAAAAAUGAUCAUACAGUUAUAACAUGUAUUAACUGUCUUAGAUGAAUCAUGAAUCAUAAAUGGAAAGAAGACAACAUCCAAAUAAAUCACCGUGAAAAGAAUCAAAACUCUGUAUUCCAGAAUUAAAACAAAACUUAUCACAUUAAUCGAUUUAUGACACACAUAAUAUCACCAGUCUAUUGGUCCUACAAGUAAAUAUGCAACAUGCUAAGACUUCCAUAUACAGUCUUGUACAACUUGUGUAUAAAACCAAAGUGGUUAUUCUACUACUACUCUUCUACUCUAAGAGAGCUCUGUGGUUUGGGAAUGAUAUUAUAGUAAAAUUUACAGUUUUAUGCCUGAAUUUUUGGCCACACAAACCUUACGAUGAUUGUAUUCUACAAAUCAUAGGGAUAUUGGCACUAUAUAUUUGGUUUUGGGGAUUUUGGCUUCUUCCUUGAUUCUACACCUUGUAGGAUAAAAUAGUUGGCUUCAUCCAAUACUGGAAAAUCUUUUGUGCAAAUUAUAGAAUUUUCUUGGCAUGUGUAAUUCUAUGUUUACAUAUCACUAUAAUGGCAGUGCCUUUUGUUGCACUGAAUAACUGAUGUGAAAUAAUCAUAGUUUAAUUUGACUCCAAAAUAUUCAUUUCCUCAGCAUACUGCACUCACUCUCCCAUUUAUUCAUAUCAUUAAUACAAUAUUUGCUAUCCUAGAUAGUAAAAAGCUAAUAAUAAGUACUGAUUCUAACUUCAGCAGCAUAAAAUAUGACAGACAAUAAAACGAGAGGGGCAGUAGAUUUUGUACAUUUAUGUAUUAGAAUGUAUAUAGCAUAAUUUGAAUCUGGCCCAUCUUUUCAUUCCAUGCAAGGAGAAAGUUGAUGUAAUGCUUGAUGGGGUCAAUGGUAAUGCAUUAAUUGACAACUGCAGUCAUGUUAGUAAGAAAUUUGCUCUGAUCACAGUACUUUCUUUUUUGAUAUUACUCUUCCUGGUAAACAUCUGAUUGACCACACCUCAGACUACAAAAAGACAAACUGAAACGUCUUCAAAGACUGUCGCUCUGAGGAACUCUGAUCUUUAAAACUUAACAUUUUUACAAUCCAUAUGCCAUAGAUAUUUAUAAUUGAAAAAGAUCCUAAAAGCCACAGCAGAUGAAGCCAUUCUGGCAAAACUGACUGGCAUUAAAAUGUAUUCCUGGCAGAUACUAGAACUAACCUCUAUAAGAAAACAUCAACAGUUUGAGAAGAUGCUAACAACUGCAGAACAACCUAGACUUAUUCUGCUCUUCCAGACAAAAUAUAAGACUGCCAUAAAGACCAAAAACAAACAGUUAGUGCAAGCCUAAACCACAUCUGGAAGAAGUACUGUUCCAAUACCUGUGAGAAUACUCUAUAAAAUCUUAGCAAGAAAUACAUCACUACAGCCCCAUCAACAACUACGAAACCAACAUUACAUCCCCUUCAGAUUCCAUUGAUUUCAAUGCCUGUUACAUUAAUAUCUCAGGAAAAUGUGGACACAUAUAAUAUACCUUCAGAAAUCUCUGAAAAAUGAAUAAAUUAAGAUCUGCUACCUGCUAGUGUUUUUCUAGUUAUCACAAAAGUUGAACUGCAUGAAAAUAUAUACUCUGCACAAAGCCCUAGUAUUAGAGAGACUAAACAUCAUCCUCCUGCAAAUAACUUAUAAAAUAGAAAUUACCUUCUAAAGAUAUGUAACACCUGUUGAAAGUUUCCUAUUUUCCUGAAUGCUAGAAGGUAACCAAAGUCAUUCCACUUAAGAUGGAAACCAAUCCAACAAAUUCCAUUAAAUCAGCCUUCUUCCAGUUUUGGUAAAGUUCUAAAACAAGUUACCUGAAGGCUUAAUUGGAGUAUUCACAGAUUGAGCUGGAUCUCAACUAACUAAUUUGUUUCUAUUCAAAAUAAAUCAGCAGAGGAGCAAUAUUCAGAAACUUUAUUGAAGUUAACUUUGAAGAAAAUCUUUUCACUCCAGCAAUUUUCUUGGAUUUUAAAAGUGCCAUUGACAAUGAGAACUGGCUUUGGACAAGUAAAGGAACAUAAGUAUCUAGGUAUCUCCUUUUAUACAAAACUGAAUUUCAGUUUAUGCAUUGACUAUAUCUUGGGUGAAGCCAAAUUAAUUAGCAAUAAGCUAUCAAGAUGUCUACAAACAGCCAUGCAACCAAUGGUCUUGUUCUGUAUCAUCUUGGAAUGAGUCUUUGACCAAAAACGUAUAUCACAAAAUUUCUUGAGAUUUAAAUACAGGAGGAUUUGCACAAGCUACACAUCAUCUACUGAUGUUCUCUUAGUUGUAGCUAAUUGAUUCCAUGAUCAAUAUUUUCAAGUCAUCUUAACAUACUAUCAGAAAAAGUUGUAUUAACGAAAAUAGUGCAGACUACUUCAAUAGAUCUACUUCCCUCAAUGAUAUAAUAUCCAGUGCAACUAAUUUAACAUACUCCUGAAGGACAAGUAUUUUCCUGGAUAAAACCUCUACUGCAAAUAGUGAUAACUUCAUCUGUACUGAUGUCUGUAAACAGAAGAAUCUCACUGGUUUACUUUUUAUUCAUUAUCAUUUUUUUUAAUCUCUUCAAAAUGUAUAUAACUUUCCUAUUCAUCUUUAUAAAUAUUUUCUAAAUGACCUUGAAACUGUUCAAUAUUAACUUUCUCUAUUUUUACUAAAAUUCUAAUUAUCAACUUUCAAGAUACCUAUUUUCAAUUUUAUAAUCAAGUUCGAAUUAAACAAUAUAUAAGCUUUAGCAUUUGCUCAGUUUCUCACUCUUUUGAUAUUAUUUCCUCUAUCAAGAACAGUUAAGCAACAUGUCUGUUGAAGGUAAGUAUUUUAUUGUUAAAAUUUAAUAUUUUUGUUGUUUUAAUUUUAGGAUUUUUUUUAUUUGAAUAUAAAAAAGAACGUUAAGAGAAGAGGAUACACACCAAAAAGUAACAAGAAAAAUGAAUUUAAAAAAAUCAAACCACGAAUUACAUUCAACUUUAGAUAAAAACUCAUAUAUAUAUAGUUAAAAUCAAUGGUGAUCAAAUUAUGAAGGGAUGGAGUUUGAAAGUAAUGUGCCUCUCUGACAAGAUUGAAAGGAACCUAUCCUUUGAAUAAAUACAGCAUUAAUGUAAAAGAAUUUAAAUAUUUUAAAAAAGAGUAUAUCUCCCAAUAUGAUCCAUGAAUGCAUUGAAUGCAAUGGAAGAACAUUUGGAUGGACACAUGAAUAUUUAAUUUCACUUUACUGGAUAAUUUGUGUAAGAUUUUUUUUACAUUUAUAUUACAGAAAAAGCUUUUAAAAGUUAUAUUAAAACUUUGAGCUUUAAUUACAGAUUAUAUGUGAUGAACACAUGCUGUUUGUUAGCCAACAUGGUUGCCUUUGUUCUUUUUGAUUGUUAGAUAAUUUAUUUGUAUAGUGUAUAAAUAUAUUUGGAGAUCAUAACUGUUGUUUGACAAAUUAAAGAAAGCGUAAUUAUGCCCUAAAUGCCACCAAUUUGUAUCCGAUCGGGUCGCACGAGUUCGCCGGUAUAUAUGCCAGCCUAUAUACCGCAAGGAGUCAGACUUCCCAACGUAUAUACCGGCGGACUCAUGCGACCCGAUCGGAUACAAAGAGUAAUUAUUUUUUAUAAAACCAAUAAGGUCAAUAUUAUAAACAAAAUAAUGAUGUGAUAAGUCCUUUGUGGUUCCAAAACUUAGCACUCGUUCAAUUAUUGAAUAGCAAGAUUUUUUCUUCUAUUCAUGCAGAGUAUAUCUCUCAAUAUGAUCCAUGAAAAAUUAAGAAAUAUGUUUGAUAUAAUUUUAGAGUUUAUUGAUCAGUAUAUAAAAUAGAAAUCUGGAUGAUUAAUUAUGGUAUAAUUUUAGAGAUUAUAUUUUAGAUGUUUAUUCAGGAAUAUAUAAAAAUGAAACUAGUGGUUGUGGUGGUAUUAUUAUUCUAAAACAUGUAAUUAAGUUAAUAAGCAUUGUUUAUUAAAAAUACUAUUUACAAACUAUAGUAAACUAAAAAAAUUAUCUUCAUAUCUUGUUCUUGUCGACAGCUCGAACACAACAGGAAUUUUUUUAACAUUUUUGCGUAUUCAAGCAAUAAACGUUGGCUCCCAUAAAGACUGCUUCUUUUUUUAGUUUCUUUUAGUUUGUGAAUAUGCUUUAAUAUUUAUUACUGUUCCAGCUGUUCCAUUUAUUACUAUAUUUUUAUUGUGAUAAAUAUUGUUUCCUAUUUUGUGUGUUCAUCUCAACACUAAGAACAAAAGUUUAAUUUAUUGUCUUAAAAGUAUUUUAAUAUAUAUUCUUUAAACUUUCCUGUUAAUGUUUAAAAAUUAACUGUUUAAUAAUUGAUGUAUUCGGAUAUGUAAAAUUGUUACUCAUUUGCAUAAGUAAAUAUAAGUUUUGAAAUGAAAUUACUUUAUUACUAUGUAAAUUAUAUUAUUUCUUAAUUAGAAAUUUUGACUAAUUGUUAGAAAAAUCUGUAAAAAAUAGUUUUUUAAAGUCAAAAUAUAUUGAGAGAAUAUCUAAAAUCAUUCAAUCAUGUACAGUACUCCAAGUAGUGGAGAAGCAAUUGCCGAAUUUCAUUUUAAUUAAAAUUCAUUAUUUUAUCUAUUAGAAUAAUAGAUCAUGGCUGUUAAUAGAUAACCCUUUAUAUCCAGAAACUGAUGAUGAAAAUUAGUCGAAUAAUUAUAUUUUCAUAGAUGCAAAUAAUCUUUAUGGAUUUGUAAUGACUUCUUAUAAUUUAUAAACUAUUGUGAGAAUAGAUCAACAUUGUAGAUAUUUAUAUCAUAGGACUUUUCAAAUUAUAAAUCAUAACCUUAUAAUUUUUAAAACAAAAAAAAACUAACUAAUAUUUAGAUAAAUUUAUUUAUAUUUGCAUUUGUGUAUUAGAAUUAAGCAAAUUACAUACGUAUAAAAUAUAUUUUAGAAAAUAUUUAAAAAUAAGUAUAAUAAGAAUGUACAUUUAUUAUAAACAAGCACAGAUUCAUUAACACUUGUAAUUUACACAAAUUGUUUGAAGAUUGUAAAUCAUUUCCUAAUAUCUCUGAUUUUAGCAACUAUUCAUUGUAUAUGAAAAUGCUUUGUAACUAUAAUUCUUAUACUCAUUGCAAAAAAUAAACUAUAAAAAUUUUUACUUUACAUUGAAUUAGUGUUUAUGUAUAUAAUGGCAUAUACAUUAUUACUUUGCAACAUUUAUAGCAUCUGAUAUAUAAAGUUUUGUUUUUUUAUUUUUAGAUUGUUUCUGGAACACACUCCAUUUUCUUCUUUAGAUGACAUAGAUACUGGAAGAAAUGCUUUCCUCAACUGAUGUUUAUUUGGUGUAUUUGAAGAUAUCACUGGUUCUGUAUAGUUAUAUUUAAUUUUAAUUCAUGCUAAGAUGAUCAACAUUUCAUUACAAAUGCUAUACAGAUCAGUUGCAAGUCAUCAGCUGAAAUUAUGUUUUUGGCUUCAUCAGAUAUUUCACAACUUUUUAAUCUUAAAAAUAGAAGAAAUAGACAAUUUUCUGUAAUUUAAUGACAAAUUAUGUUAAUAAUAAAAUGUAAAUGAAUCUGUCAGAUGCAAUUUUUUUUCUGUGUAUAAAUAGAUAUUUUGUUGAAAAAAAUACGGAAAUUUAAAAUGUAUAAUUUUACGUGUUACAUCGUGCCACUUUCUAUUUUUUAAAUUGACAAUUCUGUUACAUAGAAGUCAUCCUUGAAGUAUUGAAUAGUUACAAUAAAAAUAUACUAUAUAAAGUAUAUUUUUAUUGUAACUAUUCAGUUGAGAUGAGUGAACACUUAGGAAGAAAUCAAAGGAAUUGAAAGUGUUAGUGUUUUCUUCAUGUGAAUUUCUUUCAUACUUAAAAACUUUUCUAAAAUUUAUGACAGAAUCCUGUUCUUUAACAUCUUUUAUACAGGUUUAAAAUUCACUGGUAUUUUCUUCUUGAAUUAAUUAACCUGCGUGUACUCGUUUCUAAAGAUGUCUAUGACUGUGGUGUGUUUUCAAGUCUUUACUUUAAACUUCAGAUACCAAAACAUUUGCUUGUUUCUGUUUCAUUGUUUUGAACUAUAACUGCCUAUAGGAAGAGAACUGUAGAAGAGAGAAGAGAGACAUUUUUGUUUCCAUUCUAUCAAUGUAUGAACUGGAUCCUCUACUGAAACAUCUGGAAACAGAAGAGGGAUAAACAGAUUAAGCUCUCUUCUAACAGUUUCAAUUGUUGUAAGACGAGGAUGAAAAAAAUUUCAUAAAAUGUUUGAGCACAUUUCAUUUCAAUGAAUUUCUUAUAUCUUGCAAAAUGCUGUUUCCAUUUUUAUUGUUACACAGUAUAUAUUUGUGUGUAGGACAAGAUGAAUAAAAGUGUAUGGAAUUCUCAUCCACAGAAACAGGUUAGUCUUUUCAACAUCUCUUUGACUGUCUUUUUGAUUUCAAUAAUCUGCAUGUUCAAUUGUUUAAAUUUAACAUAAUCAUUUAUAGUGUUGAUUGAAGAGGAAAACUUAUUGAUGAAUAUAUUGGGAAGAAAGAAGUAGGAAGAGGACUUCUGAAGAAGCAGAAGACAAGAUUUUUUCAGUUAUAUUUCAUUUUAUAUAAAAUGAAAUAUGUUAUUGAUGUAAGAAGUGUUGAGUCCUUGAUCUCUUGUCAUUGAUUCAAAUUUCUUAAAUUAGUCUACAGAAAAUGUAAGUAAAUUUUCUUUCUGCUUAUCUGAAUAUAUUUUUCAAGAAAUAUUUGAGUUUCAUAACAGAAUUAAAAAUUAUAUAAAGUUUAAAAUGUGAAAAUGGAAGGGAAUUAUCUUUAUAAUAUACACUGAUUUUAAAAAUUGUAGUUAAAACAAGUUUCAAUACCAUUGUAUCAAGUUUGUUAAUAUGUAUAAAGUUGAAAUUUUAUGGUGUUAGAUGUAUAAGAAAAGAAUUUCUACAAUUAUUAUUUUUAGUUUUUGAAAUUAAUUUUCUAGAAAAUAAUAUUUUACAUCAUUGUCAAUGUCAUGUUUUAUACAGAACUUUUUGUCAUUGCAGAUUCAUAAUCCACCAAUAAAGAGCAUUUGUGUUUAAUAAAUGAAAAAUUGUUUCAGGAAAAGUCAAGAAUUAAAGGAUGUGUUUAACUUCUUUUGUUUACAGAAGACUGAAAUUUUCUUAUAUCAUAAGAAAUGACAUAAGAAAGUUUGAAAGAAGAAAAUAUAUUUCAUGCAAAUGAAGAGAAAAACAAAAUUAAAUGAAGAUAUUUUAAAAAUCAUGCUUAAUUUAAAUUGUUUAAGAAAAAUAUUGUGAUAGAAUUUAUGAAUGUUGGUUUAUUUCUGAACACUUUGGUUCCACAAAUGAAAAGAACAGGAAAUAUCAAUGUGACACUUGCCAGAAAGAAUUUACAUCAAAAUAUUACUUAAAACAUCAUCAGAAGUAUCACACUGGAGAAGGUCUCUUGUGUUGCGAAUUCUGUGAUCGUCGAUUCAACACUUCUGGCAAUCUAAUCAAUCAUGUCAAGAUGCAUACUGGAGAGCGGUCCUUUAUCUGUCAAUAUUGCAAACAAUGUUUUGCAAGAAAAGAUAGUCUGAUAAAACAUCUUCGAACUCAUACAGGGCUGAAACCUUACACUUGUGAGCAUUGCGGACGAAGUUUUUCAGAAAGUGGAUCUCUUAGAAAUCAUGUUCGUACUCACACAGGGGAGAAGCCUUACACUUGUGAGUAUUGCAAACGAACUUUUAGACGAAAAACUACUCUAGUACAACAUCUUCGUCUUCACACUGGAGAGAAGCCGUACUCUUGCAACUAUUGUUCAAAAAAAUUCCAUUCUAAAGCUCCUUUAAAUCAUCAUAUUAUUACACAUCAUGAAAAUUAUUCAGUUACAUUGAAGCCAGCAUUCAAGUACAGAAAUGGUUUCACCAAUCGUAAGAGAAAGGGAGGGAAAUAUCAAUGUGAAACUUGCAACAAACAAUUUAUUUCGAAGUAUGGAUUUAAAUAUCACCAAAGAAUUCACACUGGAGAAGGGCUGUUGAAUUGUGAAUUCUGUAAUCGUCAGUUCAACCAUACCAGCAGCUUACGUAACCACGUCAAGACUCACACUGGAGAGAAAUCCUUCACCUGUGAUCGGUGCAUGCAAAGUUUUACACGUAAAGAAUAUCUGAUAAAACAUCUUCGAACUCAUACAGGGGAAAAACCUUAUACUUGUGACCAUUGCAGUCGAAGUUUUUCAGAAAAAGGAACUCUGAGAAAACAUAUUCGAACUCACACAGGGGAGAAGCCAUUUACUUGUGACUAUUGCAAACAAAAUUUUACCCGAAAAUAUACUCUGGUAGAACAUCUUCGACUUCACACCGGAGAGAAGCCAUACUCGUGUGAUUAUUGCUUUAAAAGAUUCUGUUUUAAAUCUAAUUUAACUCAUCAUAUUAUUAAACAUCAUGAUGAUGAGAAUGUUGAAUAAAGAUAGCAAAAUGUGAAGUGACAAAAAUGGAUCAAAAUAUUAAGUCAUUUCUUUGGGGAAAACAUAUUUGAUGUUCGUAUUUAGAUUCUAUUGAAUAUAAAAACAGUAAAUGUUUAAAGUUUUAAUUUUCUUGAUUUGCAAUUUUUACAUUUUACAUAAAGUGUUGCUUCAAUGGACGUAAAUUGGAAAUAUUUUGUAGAAUUUUUUUUAAAUAAAUGGUAGUUUAAUUAAAAUGCUAAAAAUAUGUAAUAUCAGUGCUUGUGUGAUUUACUUUCAAAGAGUACUACACCUAUGUCCUCCCAACAAUUUUGAUGAAUUUUUGCACAAAGGUAGUGUUUGAUAUGAUGAUACAAUUAGGGUUGCCACCUUUUUAAAA